GUGUGUUUUUGGCGCGCUGUGGCCGGCAUCUCUGUGUGUGUAUGUGCGUGUGCGCAUGCGCGUAGAGGGACUCGUGUGGAGGGUUGUUGCCUUUAAGAGCAUCGAAGAAGACCUCUGUUGUGUGUGGAUGACAUUUGUGCCACCGGUUCAAACAGCAGUAAUAACAUCAGAUCCAGUUGGCUUGUUUUGAAACAGGACCAGAGAGGGAUCCUUUCCCUUCCUCGCUUAGUCUGUCUGUUACUCGUGGGCGGAAAAGAAGGCGUGUUGAGAAGUCAUGGGAAAGAAGAAUCAGAACCGUGAGGAUGAUGAAUCUGCGUCCUCAGACGAAGAAGAAUAUGUGGUGGAGAAGGUCUUGGACAGGAGGGUUGUAAAGGGCAGAGUGGAGUACUAUCUUAAAUGGAAAGGAUUUUCAGAUAAACACAACACGUGGGAGCCAGAAAAAAACCUUGACUGUCCAGAUCUCAUCUCCGAAUUCAUGAAGACGUACAAAAAGGGUGGCAGUGGUACGAGUACUCCAAGCAGUGGGACCAAACCCUCCAGCGCAACUCCCUCUCGUACCAAAGAACCUGGCAGCAAGAGGAGAAACUCAGACGAAGAAGAGGAGGGCGGCAGCAAGCAGAAGCGGAAAAAAGAGGACGAGAUCCUAGUCGCUAGAGGCUUUGAGAGAGGUCUGGAGCCGGAGAAGAUCAUUGGUGCGACCGACUCUUGUGGGGACCUUAUGUUCUUAAUGAAGUGGAAAGACUCGGAUGAGGCGGACCUCGUGCUCGCGAAGGAGGCCAAUCACAAGUGUCCCCAGAUUGUCAUCGCUUUCUACGAGGAGCGUCUUACUUGGCAUGAGGAUGGCGAGAAGAAGGAGAAGGGUGCUGCAGCUGUGUAAGCAUACAAUUCCCCUCCGAGAGACAGACACGAGUGCACUCACAAUCCGUCCUUUGUUCCGGACCAUUUUCAAACCACCACUGGCAUUGGCCUCCUGGCAUUUGAGGUCUCUUCCCACCUUCUUUAGUCUCUUUUCAUCUCCCGUAUAAAUGGCAACUCUUUAUCAAACAAUGUCUCAAGUAUUGAGGAAAGAGCGAGUAAUUGAGAACUAUGCCAUGAGCUUGAGGAUUGGAGAUGUUAAGACUGAUGGAAUCACAUGGAUAGUGUUUUUAACCUGUUAUUCUGACAGAGCUUCACUUCUUUUUUUUUUUUUUUUUUUUUUUUUUUUUUUCAUGAUUUUACGUAUGUGUCCCAAUUGUUUUUUUUUGUUUUUUCCCCCUGUGUGUAUGUUUUGACUCAGUCGUAUAGAGUCCAUUCAGCAGUCGGUGAAAUGUAUUGAGAUUGUUGAUAUUUCUGUUGGUGUUUUUAUCAGAGGUUGUUCUGUAUCUGCAGUGCUGGAUUAGUCGCCCACAUCAACAAUCAGUCUCUCUCUCUUUGUCUCUGUCUCUCUCUCUCUGUGUCUCUCAAAACGUGUCCAGAGAAUGUAGGACUACCUUGACUAUAUAUACAUUUCACAAAUCUGGAACUUAACUAGACAUAUGCACUGAGUCGAUUUUCCCCUUCACAAAUCAAAUUUUUUUUUAAUCACAAAUCAACGCCUGCUCACGCUCAUAUUGGUGUAUGGGGACAGACGAUCUUGUUUAUUAAUGCCUUCGCAAAGACAUGCGUCCGCGAUGUUCAUAACUAAGUGCUCCACCUUGUGGACGUUUGUCUAGCAUUUACUUUUCUUCCAGCUACUGGUUUCAACGCAAAUGGCUACAUGUUUAAUUCCAUCCAGAUAGAAGUCACGUAGAAGUUAGUCAUUUAAAGACCAAAUGAAAUUAGCUGUCUGUGUGGUGCAUAAAGCUGCAGCCACACCAGGUUUUGUAGAUAAGAUAGAAAGAUCCCCAUAACAAACACUGUGACCUUGUUAGCGUUUGUCACUUCUGUCCUCACCAUGGUUCAGUUCUCAAAGAAGCGAAUCAAGGCUGAACCUGUGCUUAACAGUGUUAUGAGCUCAGGUGUGGAAAUCUGUUUGUAGAGCCUCUGGACGAAUAAAUCCCACCCAAGAAAACAUCCUGACUUUUACUGACACGACAGAGCUACUGAUUCUGCUUUAAAAAAAAAGAAAGGUUGAGCUGUACAUCAUGGCGAAUGUAGUCAGACGAAAGGAACUGACAUUUGUUUUUUAGGUUUUUUUUUCCUCUCUCUUCAUUUUAGCUGUUCUCUCUUUUUUUUUUCUUUUUUUAAAUUCACUUUAAACCUCACAUACUGGUUAUGUUUAGACAGAAAGGUGAAAUGUUGUGAACAGACUUCAGACCAUCAGAUGUGCUCUGGACUGCUAUGAUUUAGAUACUGUAAUGAACGUGUGUGUGUGUGUGUGUGUGUGUGUGGUUUCAAUCCCAAUCAGAGGUUUUUCUGAUUUCAGUUUUCUGGAGGAAAAUGACUUACCAACUGUCGUUACAUACGUCUGUACAUCUCACUAUAAAAUGUACGGCCUGACUUUUUGAAUUUUUUUUUUUCCUCUUCUCAUGUCAUGAUAUUCAUCAGAUACUCAUGUGUUUUCAAAGUAAGAUUUUGAUGUCUUUUACCUAUAGAUUUUUUUAAAUGUCUUGUAUCAAAUUGUAGUAAACCUAGUUUUCCACACGAAUUUGAUAGUUUUUCAUUUGAAAUCCACAAUACUGCCAUGUUUUGAUUUGAUAGUUUAAAGACAGGCUUUAAACGUUUAGCUAAACGUUUGCAUCAAUUACAGGUGAAUUUCAGUUCACAGGAUUAACCUUUCCAGCAGAUGGUGCUAUUCGGCUACACGCUCAUGUACAGACCAAAUCUCAAUGCAACCCAUAAUAUCGUACCAAACUGUGGUGGUGUUGGAUGUUAUUUGUUGAAUUGAUUACUUGUCUUGGUGUAGAGAACUGAAAAAAAAUUUCAUAAAAAAACUAAAAUCAAUGAACCGAAUUAAAAAAAAAAAAAAAAAUUCCAGAGUAUGUAAAUGUAAGGACCAAAAAGGAAUAAGGCUUUUUAUUUUUUAUUUUUUAAAAUUAUUAUUAUUUUUUUUUUUUUAGGAAAUCCAUGAAUGCUUUUCUUUUGAAUUGAAAUGUUUUGCUCUCUCUUCACGCACACAAUCACUAGCGCUACACCAUGACCCAGCAGUACACCGUAUGAUUUUGGUCUUAAUAUAUUCCUCAUGGUAGCUAUUAUUGUUCUUUUUUUGAAGAGCGUUUUAUAAAUUAGCCCCCACACUGCUUACAUGUGAAAUAUCUUAUCGGUUAUGUUUGUAAAGUGUAGAAUGUUUCUGCCGACAUUCAGUCAAAACUGUCAAAUCAAAAUAAAGAAAUUCUAAUAAGACCGA
Tachysurus vachellii is the source of this 3304-nucleotide messenger RNA. It is a transcript of the gene cbx5, whose product is annotated as chromobox homolog 5 (HP1 alpha homolog, Drosophila). The record is from RefSeq and is a predicted model, not a curated record. Gene Ontology annotation, biological process: chromatin organization; negative regulation of transcription by RNA polymerase II. The coding region runs from base 275 to 877 and encodes 200 amino acids. Gene Ontology annotation, cellular component: nucleus; pericentric heterochromatin. The transcript is spliced from 6 exons. Gene Ontology annotation, molecular function: chromatin binding. Lineage: Eukaryota; Metazoa; Chordata; Actinopteri; Siluriformes; Bagridae.